This is a messenger RNA of Botrytis porri, 3702 nucleotides long. RefSeq lists its product as uncharacterized. The record is from RefSeq and is a predicted model, not a curated record. NCBI's taxonomy places the organism in Eukaryota, Fungi, Ascomycota, Leotiomycetes, Helotiales, Sclerotiniaceae. Gene Ontology annotation, molecular function: microtubule binding; actin binding. The transcript has 3 exons. Bases 1 to 3702 code for a protein of 1233 amino acids. Gene Ontology annotation, cellular component: cytoplasm; actin filament. Gene Ontology annotation, biological process: actin filament polymerization.
AUGGCUCGCAUUGCUGUCGAGAUUGAAAGCGACAACCCUCCAGAUCUCGAGUUUCUUCCUAACCCCCCACGCUUCAACGUCGAGUUACCACACACAUCAUGCUUUACAGAAGAUCAGAAUGGUAGCCUCACGAGAAAGUUCUUCACGACUCCAGAUGAACUCGCAAAUCACUUGAAGCGCGCCAUACCACGUCAUAAGGGGAGGAAAUUAUAUAUUUUGGAAGGGUUACCAAUUGAAUAUGUGCAGGUCUUAGGGUUACACUUCAACAUAGAUGUGGAUAUUUUUGAUUCGCAUGCGAUGAGAAAGAGCGGGCAAUUGAAUAAGCUGGAAUUUUUGACGAGACCAGGGAAUGAGAAGCAAGUUCGAACUUUUGCUCUGGACCAUCCCGAGAUUGUGGCAAACAUUACUCCGCUGCCCGAAGCCAAUGAAGAAGUUGUUGGUGAUUUCAUGCUACCGUGUCAAACGAUAGGCAUCUCCGAUGAAAGUUGGAAUGGAAUAAGUGUAAAAUUGUGUCACGUGACUUUAGCGUGCUUUCCUGAAAAGGAUGGGAGUGAAACUUUGUUGUUGCUUCUCGAAAAUCAAUCGUGGGCGAGAAGAGGCGCACAGUUUCAGACUGCGAGUUGCCAUAGUAUUCUUGCAAAUGCCCUCAACAGUCUCCCAGAAGGAACGCAAAAUUGGAGACCAUCCCGAAAACAUGACCCAGCUCUGACUCUAGCAGACGAGAUUUUCAAAUCUUUAGAAUCGCCUGGUCGCAUCCUGGUUUGGGAUGACCUCACAGAGAUACUUGCGGAUAUCGUACUCAGACAAUGGAAAUUUGCCCUGGGCGAGGUAAUUGAACAUGCAUGUGCAUCUAGAUUGAUUCCUUAUCACGAAAUUCAUCAAAUUUGCGAUCUAAUAGAGUCUAACAUUUGGACUUUGGAUCGUACUGGGGCUUUCUGGAGGCCUCGUUACGACACCAGGAUGGAAGGAUUCAAAAGACUUUUGGAGCAAGCAAAGCGUUAUGCGGAAUUGUUUGUGUGGGGACAAGUUGUGGAGGAAGGUCUUGAGACGAAGGCCAAAACUGAGAGUGGAAGCGACAAUGAGGAUGAUGACGAUACUUCUUCCCCUACCUCUUCUAAGUCAGGAGUGCAUAUUCGUGGUGGAGAGACCUUAGAUCUGGAAACCCGCCAAAGCAUCAAUAGAGUGACCUACCUUGGCGGUGUAUUACUCCCGUUCUCCAUAAUCGCGGCAAUAUUUUCGAUGGGUGGGAAUUUUCAGCCAGGCGGAGAUCAAUUUUUCAUCUUUUGGGUCAUUGCUAUUCCAGUAUGUAUGCUUACAACGGUUUUAAUAUAUGCGGAUAGUAUUCGGCGAAUGACCUUGGAGCAAUUCGCUCAACAGUACGGGUCUGCUGCAGUGACGGCAGAAACUGCGGAUAUGAUUGCCUCAUCAAUUUCUCGCAGUGAGAUUUCAUACAAAGCGGGUAUUAAAGAACGUCUUGCAUCGCGUAUCCCAGGUAUUUGGAAUCGACGCAGAGCUGGUUCUUCCACUAAUGUUGGCUAUACAGAUAGCGACAGCGAUAGCAAUGAUGGUUCAUCCUCUACAGGCAGUACUCGGCUACCUCCAGGUCUAUCCAUAGAUGGCGAUUUAUUAGUUCGCAGGAAAAAGAAAAAGGUACCAAGAGUGUGGAGUUGGCGAUUCUGGAGACGGAAACCUCUGGAUCGAAAAUCAGAUCCGGAGAACGUCCUGUCAUCUCCUACACAUUCGGAUCACAUUGUAUCUUCACCUUCUCCGCCAUCUAGAUUCAAUCCUAUUCCAACUUCACCAAAAUUUACACCGGCAAAACCCAUGCCUGUUGGAAAUGAUCCUCCGGAGUCUCUUGCUUCCGAUUACUCUCCAAUCGCCGGACCAGCCCCGCCAAGAACAUCCCCAACUAGUCCUCCAUCGCCCGAUUCUGACCUGAUUGUUCCUGACCAAACUAUCUCUGAACCAACAAUCUCUGAACCAAGCUGGGGCUCUUGGCCAACUCCUUCAAAGAAACCCAAAGAAGGCAAAAACAGCAAAUCCAUGAAGAAAAUCUCAAUUGGUGACCUCGAUAGCCCAGACCAUUCGCAUACAGCCCAUUCUCCAGCACAUCCAUCUAUACCAGACCCUGCAGAGAUACCACUACCCCCAUUGGAUUCAGAUUCAGAUGACUGGCGAGAGCGAGACAGUUCUGAGGGGAUACGCCCGGAACGAUCUCCAUCUCCAGGUCAUGCAGACUCGGAUUAUGCAACGGAUCGUGAACGUUGUUCUUUGGAAAGACGUAUGAGAGAAAAUGACGACUGGGAACUGACCAAAAAGAGGAGCAGAGAACAUCCAGGCAGUGGAGAUAGAUACGAGCGCAUUGAUAAGCGAGAGAUGAUUUUACAUCGCCGGCGCCGAUCCGAGCAUUCUGUAACGUCUGAGAGGAGAAAACAUGCAAUCGAAAGAUCGACUGAAGAGCUUGUUGAAGAGCAGGAAAAAAAACAUGCGACAGAUGAUAUGGUAAAGGAUGAUGAUGUUCUAGAAGAUCGAGGAAGACAACGAAAGCGAUCUACAACACGACCGGCCCAUCGUGGAACUUAUUAUGAUUAUACAAGGCGAUCAACUCCCAACACUAAUCCUACCGAAAUACCAUUGCCACCAUCACCGGAAGAGCUAUCAGAUGAAGAACGCAGUAGAACGAAACUAGAGAGAGUGAAACACGAACACCUUGAGAAGCUGAAGCAAAAAGAACGUCAUAAGAGAAUGGCGGAGAUGGAAGAGGAGCACGCACGAAAACGAGCAGAAGAGGAACAUGCAAAGAGGCGAGCAGAGGAGGAACAUGCGAGGAAAAGCGCCGAAGAUGAGUACAAGAAAAAGGCUGCAGAAAAUAGAGCUGCCAAGGGAAAAGAUCGGGCUUACUCUCCUGUGGCAUCCGAUGGCAAGGGAGUAAAACCAGCGAUAAAGUUCAAGGACGCUGUCGGAAGGAAAUUCACGUUUCCGUUCCAUUUAGUGUCUACAUGGGCUGGAAUGGAAGAUUUAGUAAAACAAGCCUUCCGUCAUGUCGAUAUCAUUGGUCCUCGCGUCAAUGAUGGUCACUACGAUCUCGUUGGCCCCACAGGCGAGAUUAUCCUCCCUCAAGUAUGGGAAUCGGUGAUUGAGCCUGGCUGGUUGAUAACUAUGUACAUGUGGCCAAUGCCUGGACCGCGAAGACAAGCACCCGAGCCUAUGCCUCCUAGACCAGGACAUCCCGGUAACUUUCCACCUCCUCCACCACCUGGAUUUGCAGCAACCCAGCCCGGUGGUCUGAUGAGUGGACCUACUCCGAGAAUGAAGAAAUCUACGCAGUCUGAAACUUUGGCCUGGAUGCCAGGAGCACGUCACUCGAAGUCCCGCAAGAAACAGAAGUCGGCACCGAUACGACUUGGGCCUCCUCCACCCCCUUCAUACCCUAGGCACCCUCCGCCGCCACCGGCAUCUGGAAGACGAGAAUCUGAUACGGACGUUAUAGUAGAGGAACUGCCACCAAAAGUUCAUAGAAGACAAACGGGUAUGAGCGACAUACAUAGACACGGAACAAGCGGUGCUGGCAUAAUCGGGGGAGCAGCAAAGCCUAAUGAGGAGUUAGGGUGGGUGAGAGCUCUAGGAACCAUUGUUGGUGUGAAGCCGGGGAUACAAGUGAAGAAACGGAGUGGUGGAACCAGUUCAUCGUCGAGUGUUUGA